Molecule: messenger RNA, 1971 nt
Organism: Pipistrellus nathusii (Nathusius's pipistrelle)
Lineage: Eukaryota; Metazoa; Chordata; Mammalia; Chiroptera; Vespertilionidae
Source: the annotation of a GenBank genome assembly
AUGAGGCCCAGAGACCUGGCGUGGAUGGUCCUCCUCACCAUCGCAGGAGGACUCCGCGCCGAAGACACGCCCUGCGGCCUGCCCCGCGUGGAGAACGGGAGGAUCGCCGUCUAUUACUACACGUUCGAGAGCUUUUACUUCCCGAUGGCCGUGGGCCACUCGCUGGCCUUCUCCUGCCUGGCCGGCUACACCACCGACUCGGGGAAGCAAGAGGACAGGACCGCCUGCACCGCGGGGGGCUGGGCCCCCGAGCCCAGGUGCUACAAGAAGUGCCCGCGGCCCGCCCUGACCCACGGCCAGCUCGCCGAGGCCAAGCUGCUGUUCGGGGUCCGAGAGAAGCUGCGCUACACGUGCGCCCCGGGGUUCCGCACCCCCGGGGGGCUGGCCGAGGAGGAGCUGCAGUGUCUCGCCGGCGGGUGGUCCUCGCAGCCGGCCUGCCGGGAGCAGCAGGACACGUGUUCGGUUCCUGAGCUGCCUCACGGGAAUUACUCCACGACUCAGACCACCUUCCGCCUGGGGGACCGCGUGCGGUACCGGUGCGACCCCGGCCACUACACCACGCAGGGCCUGUCGGCCGAGGAGGCCGAGUGCCGCUCGCACGGGUGGUUCCUCCCGCCGUCGUGUAACAAAUUAACGUGCACCCCUUUAAGAUCCGUAGAAAACGGUUAUUUUAUACCCGUCAAGCCAAUCUACGAAGAAGGAGAUGUGGUACAGUUCUUCUGCCAUGAAAAUUAUUAUCUCAGUGGACCGGACCUAAUCCAGUGCUACGAAUUUGGCUGGUUCCCCAAAGUUCCUGUGUGCCAAGGAACAAGAACCCGGUGCCCGCCUCCCGCCCUGCCCCCCGACGCCAAGUUCAUCGCCAACUCCCCCAGCUACCACGACGGGGACGUGAUCUACGUCGAGUGCCAGCUCAACUACCGGCUGCGGGGCAUGGAGGUGAUGCGCUGUGUCGACGGAAAGUGGACGGACCCUCCCAAGUGCCUGGAGGAAACACACAAGAUCGCCUGCGACCAGCCGCCCGACGUGCAGCACGGGGAGCCCAACGACACCGCCGAGGCCUACUACACGGGCGACCGCGUGGCCUACAGCUGCCACGUCGGCUUUGACCUCCAGGGCCCCCAGGAGAUCACCUGCCAGCGGGGGGUGUGGUCCAGCCCCCCACAGUGUGUCGAAAACUUUGAGAUCUGCCAGCUUCCCCCCAAGAUAUCCCACGGGGUCCUGGUGGGCGGCGAGCGGGUGAGCUACCGGACCGGGGAGUCCGUGGAGUACACGUGCAACGAGUACCACAUCAUGAGCGGAGAGAAGAGAUCCAGCUGUGACCACGGGCUGUGGUCCUCGCCCCCUGUGUGCUUAGAGCCGUGUGACGUCAGCGAGGCGGCCCUGGAGAGGAACAACAUCGUGAUGAGGUGGGAGUACGAGGGGAAGGUCCUCCACGGGGACCUCAUCGACUUCCUGUGCAGGCCCGGGUUCGACCCGGCGCCGGCCACCCCGGCCGCCGGGCUGUCUGCGCAGUGCGACCGCGGCCAAGUGCAGUACCCUCUGUGCAUGAGGAAAGAAUCCAAAGGCAAGUGCGGGCCGCCUCCUCGUGUCGAUCACGCGCAGGUUGUGAACUCAAGCCUCCGGGCCGACUCCUUCGAAAGCGGCUCCUCGGUGGAGUACCGGUGCAUGGCGUUCUAUUUCCUGCAAGGGUCUAUCUACUCCUACUGUGUCGACGGUGUGUGGACCGAGCCGCCCUCGUGCUUAGAGCCCUGCAAGUUAUCCUUGGAUGAAAUGGACAGGAACAACUUGCUUCUGAAAUGGCGCUUUGACAACAGGCUCCUCGUUCUGCACGGCGAGUACGUAGAAUUUGUCUGCAGGAGGAACUCCUACCUGACGGAGGUGUCGGAGUUCGCCGUGGAGCUCAGAGUGCCGUGCGACAGCGGGCGGCUGACAUACCCCAGAUGUGUCCCCAGGCGCAGGAGGGCAUAUUAA